Messenger RNA from Diprion similis, 1543 nucleotides. Its product is annotated as juvenile hormone epoxide hydrolase 1-like. Gene Ontology annotation, biological process: epoxide metabolic process. Lineage: Eukaryota; Metazoa; Arthropoda; Insecta; Hymenoptera; Diprionidae. The record is from RefSeq and is a predicted model, not a curated record. The transcript is spliced from 6 exons. Gene Ontology annotation, molecular function: epoxide hydrolase activity. The coding region runs from base 79 to 1476 and encodes 465 amino acids.
UGCCUUUGGGUUCAACCGACGGCGCGGAGACGCCAGAACUCAGUACCAAGCUGGCAGUAAAGCUCGGUGGUCGUCGACAUGGCUCUUGUUAAGUACGCCGUUCUGGGCGUGAGUCUGAUCCUUGGAGUAUCUUACCUGUUUAACCGGGGUGGCAACCAGAAGGCCCCGCAGCUCGGCGACGCCUGGUGGGGCCCGGGGACCGAGCAGUCCGUUGACGAAGCCGUCAGACCCUUCAAGAUCAAGUUCUCGAACGAGGACAUAAACAACCUGAAAGCACGCCUAAAAAACACGCGGAACUUGAAGCCGGCCCUGGAAGGUACAGGAUGGACUUACGGCGUGAAUUCCGGCUUUAUGCCAACCAUUAUUGAUCACUGGCUGAACAAGUACAACUUUACCGAGCGGCAAGAAUACUUGAACAAGUAUCCUCAGUUCGUAACGAACAUUCAAGGUUUGGACAUUCACUUUCUGCACGUGAAACCAAAUAAUGCAGGGGGCAAAAAAGUCUUGCCUCUGCUCGUUCAGCACGGAUGGCCCGGUUCUGUGAUUGAAAUGUACAAAAUCAUACCACUGCUCACGACCCCUCGCGAUGAGUACGACUUCGUUUUUGAAGUGAUCGUCCCGUCGCUCCCCGGCUAUGGCUUCUCGUCUGGAACAACGAAACCUGGUUUGGGAUCGGCGCAAGUAGCCGUCGUUUUGAAGAAUCUGAUGCUCAGGCUAGGUUUCAAAAAAUUCUACACUCAGGGUGGAGAUUGGGGGGCCAUCAUCACUGCUAACCUCGCCUCCAUGUUCCCUCAACACGUCCUCGGCAUGCAUUCAAACAUGUGCAUCGUUAUGCAACCUCAGACCUUCUUGACGACGUACAUAUACAGUUUCUGGCCGUCGAUGCUCAUUCCUGACGAGGACUAUCACCUCAUGUACCCAUUUGGCGAACACUGGUCCCGGAGACUCGAAGAGAGUGGAUAUCUUCACAUCCAGGCUACCAAACCCGACACUUUGGGAGUUGCCCUGGCUGAUUCGCCGGCUGGACUGGCUGCUUACAUCCUGGAGAAAUUUUCAACCGGAACAAACCCCCAAUUGAGAUUCAAGGAGAAUGGCGGAUUACUUGACAAGUACUCGGCUGACGAACUCUUGGACAACGUGAUGCUCUACUGGAUCCCCAAUUCGAUGACGACCGCAAUGCGGUUAUACGCGGAACACUUCAAUAAAGCGCACAUGGCACUUGGAAUGGAAUACGUACCGAUCGAAGUGCCAAGUGCGUGUGCGCAGUUCCCUCACGAAAUAUCGUAUCAACCACCGUCGCUGCUGAGCGCGCGUUUCAAGAAGCUGAUACGUGCGAGGAAAAUGCCUCGCGGUGGACAUUUCGCAGCUUUUGAAGAGCCGCAGCUUCUCGCUGACGAGGUUUGGACAUCGAUCGGCAUCAUGGAAGCCGGUAGAAAGCAAAGCCAGGCGAACAAGGCGAGCAAGAAGUCGACAUAAGUUUUUGAUGUGAUCGAUGAGAAGUUCCAUCGUGAUUUUCUACUGAAUAAAUUCUGUUGGAAAUGUU